UUCCAAAAGUGGAAUAAGAAUGUGUCUUUAUAUAUUCCUAAACCCACCUUGGACUCCUCAAACUUAAGAUACGCUAUUUCUUAUUCUUGUUUGUUCAUUCGCAUUCUAAAAAGUGUUUUCUGCCAUUUUUCUUCAGUCUUCAACAAAGAAGGGAAUCCAUGGAGAAGAAUGGUCAAUUUCGUCCCUGUGAUACUGAAUUGAUAAUGCAAUUGCUGAAGUUUUUGGCUGGAAAAUGCUUGCCAACUGAAGGAUUAAUUGGCUUUGCAGAUGUUUACAGCAAAGAGCCAUGGCAAUUAAUUGGAGACACCAAGAAAACCCAUUACUUCCUCACUCAAUUGAAGAAGAAGAAGUCCACUGAUGCCAGAUUCAACAGAACUACCUGUAAUGGGACUUGGACACAGCAGAAUAAAGGCAAGGAGAUUCUUGAUGAGGAUGAGAGUCUCAUUAUUGGGUAUAAAAGAAGCUUGAGUUACAAGAGCAAGAAAAACUCUUGUUUGAAUGGCCGUUGGUUGAUGAUGGAGUAUUUUUUGGCUGACUCUCUUCUUAAGCAGUUGAAAUCUAACGAAGCAAAAGAAUUUGUAAUCUGUGCAAUUAAGAAGAACCCUAGAUCAGAAAUCCGAGGAAGCAGUAUUGCUACUGUUGUAGAAUAUAAGAGGUUCAUUGACCGUGUCUUGCAAGAACCCUCACAACAGAGUACUAUGAUUUUCUCUAAGAACAAUCCUAUGAUGUUGGAGAGUACCUCGUCUGAUGCUUUUUCUGUGGAACAAUUAGAACCAACGGAUGGAAUGUUGGUUCAAACUGAUUCUGAUGGAUUCUUUGGAAUGCUGAACAUGGAAAAUCAAGAAUGCUAUUAUCAGGAAGGUGAUGAGGUGGAAGUUGAUUGGGAUUCUCUAUUGGAUUUUGGGGAUCAUGGUUUAGUGCAAAGUGACUUGCUUUACUAAUUCUGGAAAAUUGAAGCUUGGUAAAUUUUUGAAAAGGGUAUGUUUUAUUCUUGAGUUUCUUUGAAAUCCAAGAUAACUUUUUUUUAGAUUAGGGUACUUUUAGUUGGGAUAUCUCUGAAAUCUUAGGGAUAUUUAGAUUAUGUUGGUGUUAAAAUAACAACCGACACAUUUUUUCAUCAUCGAUUUUGUGCAAUGUAGAUGAUGUUUUCAUUUUCUCAAGGUCUCACCGACUCUUAGAGUUCAAUUCUUAUUGUUUAUAAUGAAAAGUUCAAUUAUGAAAGAUGCUCUUUUUUA
Messenger RNA from Nicotiana attenuata, 1235 nucleotides. RefSeq lists its product as uncharacterized. The transcript has a single exon. The coding region runs from base 159 to 941 and encodes 260 amino acids. The record is from RefSeq and is a predicted model, not a curated record. NCBI's taxonomy places the organism in Eukaryota, Viridiplantae, Streptophyta, Magnoliopsida, Solanales, Solanaceae. Gene Ontology annotation, molecular function: DNA binding. Gene Ontology annotation, biological process: regulation of DNA-templated transcription.